Molecule: messenger RNA, 3445 nt
Organism: Lagopus muta (rock ptarmigan)
Lineage: Eukaryota; Metazoa; Chordata; Aves; Galliformes; Phasianidae
Gene: TDRP
Product: testis development related protein
Exons: 4
Coding region: 121-741 (206 amino acids)
Biological process (GO): spermatogenesis
Cellular component (GO): cytosol; nucleus
Source: RefSeq, a predicted model, not a curated record
UCCCUCCCGCCCCGGGAGCCCCCGGCGGGGUGACAGCCCAGCCGAGCCCAACGCAGCCGCCCUGCCCGGCCUCGGCCCGCUCGCCGCCAGCGAGGCGACAGCCGCCUCCCCGCGCCCGCCAUGUGGAAGCUCAACAAGAGCAGCAAAGUUCUCCUGGACGACUCCCCCGAGGAGGAGGAGACGCGGCCCCGCGGCCCGCCGCCGCCCGCCGCCGCCUUCGCGGCCCCCCAGAAUAAAGACCAGUUUCUUCAUGAUGAAGUUCCAUCUUCAGUGUCUCAACUUGCAACAAAGGUUCAAGGUGCAAGUUUCCGGGGUUGGAAGGAAGUGACAUCUAUGUUCAAUAAAGAUGAUGAACAGCAAUUGCUGGCCGGAUGCAAGUCUCCAAAAUCCAAAGGAACAAACUUAAAAUUAAAGGAAGAAAUGAAGUCAGAAAAGAAGCCAGGUUUUUGGGACAGUUUGGUGAUAAAGCAGAAUGUCCAGUCUAGGAAACCAGAUGAGAUUGAGGGCUGGGAACCACCACAGAUUACUGCUGCUGAUUCUGCCAGUGAUGCAGCAACUGCUUUAAGUGACUAUUCCGCCUGGUCAGGCUGGGAAGAUGAAACCAAAGGCUCCACAAAGUACACGAACCUGGCCAGCUCAGGAAACAGUUCCAGGUGGAGUAUCAAAUCAGCUGGAAAGCUGGUUAGUAUUAGACGUCAGAGCAAAGGUAACCUUACUGACAACUGGGAAGAACUGGAAUGAUGCUGGUGAUGUGAAAUACUUUGUAGGUAAGAAGAGAAAGGUUCCAUGAUUUACUUGUGUGUUUAAACCAAAAUCAAAUCUGCUCAAUAUUGCACCUUUAUACAGUACUUUGUUUUAUUCCAAUUGUUACAAAUUUUUGCUCACCUGAUAGUAAAUUUUCUUAUUACAUUGUUAAAUAGCUAUGUUUUCCACACUAAAAAAAAAAAAAGUAGAGAAUCUAUUUUGUGCCUAUAUUUCACAUUCAGACUCUGUGGUUUGUUUGAUUGUUGGUUUUACCAAAAAAAAAAAAGAAAAAAGAGUAAUUCCUUAGUGAAUGUAUACACUGAUUGUAAAUUUGACUGCCUUACGUAGGAACUUCCACUAGCUUGAGGUCCUGUGUCUUUUUUUUCCUGGUAUUUGAGGGUCACUCAAAAUUUCAGUUUUGAUGCUGUCCCUUUUAAAAUAAGAAUACUGAUGUGUAGCUUGCAGGAAGAAUGCUUAUACUUAGUAGACUGUUUUCCAAAUCUUCAGCCUCAGCAUAUGCUUCAGCUUGUGCACAGAAGAUGCUCAACUGUCACAAUGUGCUUUGUGUGAAAUGGGAAAAUAUGACUCCAGUGUAAUUUGUUCAGUCACGGGAACUUCACCAGUAGUCAGGUCGAAUGGGUCUUCCAGAGCUUUUUGUACUGAAUGUUGUUUGACAAAGCUGAACUUGUCAGUUUUUAAGAUGCAUGCCAUGCCAAAAAUAGAAAUGACUGUGAAUUUGGAAAGUGGCAGUGGGUAGAGUGAAAGAUCUCAGUGUUCAGUAUGCAGAGUCCUGAAUCUGUGCAUAAGUCGCUUCUUAUGGAAGGAUACAUUAUUUCCUUUUCACAGUAGCUGGUCCCUGUUCUACAAGCAACUUUGUUUUGUACAAUGUGUUGAUUGCCCCUCAUCCUUCCCUCCAUAAGCAGUGAUAGAAAUGGACUGGCAUUUUCAAGACAACUGAGCCAUCACAAGGCUGUGCACGCACGCAGUUUCUGAAACAUUUUUGCUACAAAGCUCUGUCUUAUUUGCUACUGAUACUUUCAGUUUUGGUAAGAGGGCGAAGUGUUAAUCUGGAGGUUUGAAAUGUACAUAGAAUACUUAAAGUGCCUCUUUCUAGCAUAUUGUCUCUCAUCAGCAGUGCAGCCAAUGUCAGAUCCAAAGUUGGUCUCCAUUUCAUUUCUAUGACCUAUAUAAAUACUACUUUUAACAUCCAUGGAAAACAGAUAAACCAAAAGUUUCAUGGCAGAUAUGGACAGAAGCCUUUUCUGUCCUGUUUGUAAAACUGGUAUAACUGAACUGAAAAGCGGUGUUGACUGUCUAGCAAUGUGGCCAGUACAAUAGGAAGGUCAGGUUAGUAUUUGAGAGAAAAUCAGCAUUUUUACAAGGAAAUGUAUAUCUUUAUAUUUAAUAGAUAUCCUGUAAACAUAUUUUUGCAAGAAGCUUAUGCUUGUGAAAAGGGAUGCAUGCAGUUUUCUUCUAAGCUUGUACCUUUUUUCUCUUACUGCCACAUUAUUCCUUUCUCAGUGCUCUCUUUCUCCUCACUCUUCCAAUUCAUGUAACAUUUUCUGGCUUAUGGUUCCUGCAUAGGUAUUCUUUGGAGUCUCCUGUUGAGGUGAGCCUGGAGAGACGUAACAAAAUGGAUUUUUGUCUUUUUUUUUUUUGGUUGAGUUUAAUAGGAUGUUAAAAGAUAUUGUUCUUAAUUUUGCAUAGAAGAGCAUCAGUGUUUUGUGCUACAAAACAGGAUCUUGUAACUGGCAAAUGUAUUAUAAAUUGGCAUUAUAUAUUAAAAAAUACAGAGGAGAAAGAGUUAGCAUUUAUAUUGAGUUAUUUAGUCUGUGAAUAAACUCUGUUAUUUGCCUUUGGCAAGUGCAUAUGCUGAGGUUAAUUAUAGGAAAGCAUUAGGGUUCUGGGGUAAAGUAUGCUGCAUUUUAUAGUUAAUGGAGUACCCUCUAAGCCAAAGGCAUGAGCUGGUGUUGAGUUUGGUUGUUGGUGCUGACCUAAAAGACCAGAAGGAGAUCUGCUGGCAGCCCUUGGGAUUUUACUCUCCAAGGUGGGCUGAGAGCUUUUAAUUUCCCUCCUGAAGAAACUAUUUAUACUGUGACCAGUAAAGAUUUUGCCUUGCACAUUAUACUGUCAAGUGCCUGUUUCUCACCUUGAUGAUGUGUUUGAUGCACAGCUUAACUGCAAAAUAUUUUGAUUUGUUUUUAAAGUUAUGAUAAGGACUAUGCUCGUGAAGCUGAAGUCUGCAGAAAACAAAAUUUAUCUGAGUGGGAAAUCGAGAUGUGUAAACUUCAGGUAUGAUUUAUUGAUGGAAGGUUUGGUGUGCUUUCUAAGUGAUAUUUCCUCAGAAAAAAACAAAAGCGUUUUAAGGAUGAACAUUAUUAAAUUUAAUAUAAUUUAUUGUUAUGAUUUGAUGUUAUUUGUCUUGAGAACUCACUGGUGUGAGCUUUUCUUUUCUUGUGUUUUUAAACUUGUCUGAAUUCUCAGAAUGGGGUCCUCUUUUCUUUUACCUUCUUUAGAUGCUUAACUACAUUUACAUUUAUGGGCUCAAACUAUACACGGCUCCAUAUGUGGAAUAAGUGUAGAAUAUGUCCCUCAAUAUUUGUUUUGAAAUUGCAUUUCAAUCUAUGUGAAAUGGUUUAGAAGAAGAUAGCAUUGAGAUUGUAUAAUAAGAUUGCACAAAAUAAAAUAUAGUUUAUAUUGC